CUGGUAAACAGAAGUACUUUCGUCAUUCGUGGUGGUGAAUUUUAAUAAGUUAAACAAUAAUAAUAUGAUGUAUUAAUUCAAUAGUGUUAAGAAUUUGUAUUAUUAUUUACUUUAACGUCAUUGUACAUACUGCAUCAAUUGCAUCCAAUUUAUUCCUUAUUCUCAGUGUAAAACCAUUCGACAAAUUAGAUCAUUACAAUGUUUAUUGCCUUCUGUAACUCCACGUAAUUCAUCAUACAGAAUGUGGUCAUUUUUUUCACGAGAUCCCACUAAGGAUUUUCCUUUUGAAGUAGGUGAUCCGGUCUCUGGCAUUGAAGACAAAAGUGUUUGGACAUUACACAAAGGAAAGAAGAGAGGAACGCAAGAUGAGGUGUCUAUAUUUUUAUUUGAUGUGCAAAAGCAUUCAGAGACUUUAUUCGAUAUAGCUAAGGCUUCGUUAAAGAAAUUAAAAACUAUAAGGCAUCCAAGCCUUUUACAUUAUUUAGAAAGCUGUGAAACUGAAAAAUUUUUGUAUGUUGCGACAGAGUAUGUUGACCCUCUAGCUACUCAUUUGAUGGAUAUGAAGAUAGAUGGGCAGCAGAGAGACUUAUUUUUGGCAUGGGGAUUAUUUCAAAUAACUAGGGCAUUGUCAUUCUUCAACAAUGAUGGCAAUAUGAAACACAAUAAUGUUUGUUUAUACUCUGUUUUUGUAACCACAGCUGGGGAAUGGAAACUGGGGGGUUUUGAGUUUAUAACAAGCCAUGCUCAGGAAGGUUCUAGUCCGAUUCCAAUUAAAAUAUUGCCAGCUCUGGAGAUUUAUGACCCCCCAGAAAAAAAAGAUCCAUCUAAAUUAAAGGCAGUAACUAAGUGCUCUUCAGACAUGUGGGGUUUAGGUUGUUUAAUUUGGGAGACAUAUAACGGUCCACUAAAGAACCAGCCAGCCCUCAAAACAAUUGAUGCCAUACCUAAGCAGCUUUGUACAUUAUAUUGUGAGCUAGUUAGUGCUAACCCGGCAUCUAGGCCAAACCCUGCAGAUAUUAUUACCCGGUGUCGUAAACUCGGAGGAUUUUUCAAGAAUGAUUUAAUAGACACAAUGUUAUUCUUGGAAGAAAUGCAAAUCAAAGAGAAAUCGGAGAAAGGAAAAUUCUUCUCAACUCUUAGCAGUCACCUGGACAGCUUCCCGGAGGCCGUGUGUAUUAAUAAAAUACUACCACAGUUGAUGACUGCUUUUCACUACGGAGAUGCUGGUUCUGCUGUGCUAGCUCCUUUGUUUAAGUUAGGUAAAUUGCUAGAUGAAGAGGAGUACCAGAAACAGAUAGUACCGUGUGUGGUGAAGCUGUUCGGGUCCAACGAUAGGACGACGCGGUCCCGACUGCUGCAGCAGCUGGAUCAAUUCAUCUUACAUCUUCAGAGCGCUACUGUGAACGACCAAAUAUUUCCGAAAGUAGUACAGGGCUUCUUAGAUACCAACCCUGUGAUCCGGGAACAAACAGUCAAGUCAAUUAUACAUCUGGCGCCAAAACUGAAUUAUAACAAUAUAAAUGUGGAAGUGCUGAAGCAUUUUGCAAGACUGCAGUCGAAAGACGACCAAGGAUGCAUCAGGACCAACACGACGGUAUGCCUGGGUAAGAUCGCGGCGCACCUUCACCCGCAGAUCCGGCAGAAGGUGUUGGUAUCUGCUUUCGUGCGUGCCACGCGGGACGCGUUCCCGCCGGCGCGGCAAGCGGGCGUGCUGGCGCUAGCGGCCACGCAGCAGUAUUUCCUCCUGGCUGAGGUGGCCGGCCGGGUCCUGCCCGCUCUGUGCCCGCUGACCGUCGACCCCGAAAAACAGGUUCGAGAUGCAGCAUUCAGGACUAUAAAGGGUUUUCUCGGCAAGUUAGAGAAAGUAUCUGAAGACCCCAGCCUGAAAGAAGGAAUGGAGGCGGACGUGCACACGGCCACGCCCUCGCUGAGCAACGCGGCCGCCACGUGGGCGGGCUGGGCCGUGACGGCCGUCACCGCCAAGUUCUACCGCUCGCACUCGGACACGGCGCGCGCGCAGCUGCCCGCCCGCUCCGCGCUGUCCAAGCCGGGCUCGCUGGAACAACCGUCGUCGAGCAGCAUGUCGACGACGACGUCGUCGGUGACAUCGAUGACGUCACUGGAGCACAGCGAGUCAGCCUCGGACUACGAUCCCGAGCACUGGGACAUGUCGGCCUGGGGCGAGAUCGACUCUAGUGCGGGAACGACGGGAGACAGCGGCAGGUCGGGAGGUGGUACUCUGGGGGCGUUGUGCGAGGAUGACUGGGACAACGAGGAGUGGGGCGAGCUGCAGGAACAGCCGACUGCAGUGGCCGAGCUGGUGUCUCCGUCCGAGACGUGGAACAGUGCGGCCUGGACGGAGGCGGCGCGAGCCACGGUCGUGCGGCCGCGGGCUGCUCCCCCGCACGGUCCCCCGCACGGUCCGCACGCCGUGCACCCUCAUGCCGCGCACCAGAACAGCGGCGACUCUCUGGGCGGCUGGGACGACGGCGAGUUCGAGCCCAUCGAGGAGAACGCGGACGAAAAUAAUGCGUCGAAAAUGGACGAGAUUCGGCGAAAACGAGAAGAGCGAAAGUUGCAACGACAAAGAGAGAUGGAAGCAAGGAGGACCGCUCGAGGGCAGGGACCAAUGAAGCUGGGCACUAAGGUGACGCCGCCACAGUUCUGAUGUGGUCCGUCAGUUGUGACGGACGCCACAGAGAACAUACAGGAACAGAUCAGUGAGCAGGUCUUGAAUUACUGGUGACGAUGAAGACUUGUCUGGAAGGCGUUUGAUAAUUAGUUUAACCAUUCCACGUGAGCGAAGCUUCAUGAAUUUUUUACAUGCUUGUCUUGAAUGAAAUACUUUAGAACAGAAUUCAACGCGUGCGGGCUGUAAUGCUGACGUGGUGUACGCACUACGCAUAUGACUUAAAUAACACUUAUAUAUAUUAAAAAAAUAUUACUUUAAUAUCAUGUAAAUCAAUAUUUUCGAUUCAUUAUUUUGACCAAUAAGUUAAUUUUUAAAAGUUUAUAUUAUUUCUGAAGAAUUCAAAUAUUUUAGCAGCUUGGUCAGAGAUUAUCGAAGUAAAACAAUGGCAACACAGUUUAUUUUCCGGGAAUCCUCUUCGCUUUAUGGUUUGUUGUGAUAUACUGUGACGUCAUUGGUUGUUGGCGUCGUCUUCUAUCAAAUAAAAAGCAGGCGUGAUCUAUAUUAUGCAUAUUCCUUAUUUGUUAAACGAAAUAAUAUAAAACGAAUUUAUUUAAUUUUAUUCAUAUAUAAUUAUUUUAUAAUACAUAUAUAAAGUCUAAUCAGCAUACGCGGGAAAUACAUACAACAUACGAAAAAACGUGAGUGUCACAUAUGGCACGUGGACGUGUGUCGCAUGAUGUUCAGUGAUGCCAGUUACUCCAGAAUUUUAACACAACAUAUUUUAUUUGUUAGAAAUUCUAAACUCCCAAUUUGUAUGGCAGGUGUAUUAAACUUCGCGUCUUUAGAGCCCAACGUACACUUUAUACUUAAAAUGAUAAAGACUAAUAAAUGUAAUUGGGUAUUUUAAUUAGAAUUUGAUAAUAGAAAUUAAAGUAAGCCGCCCGUCUUUGUACAAUUGAUACUUCUUGAUGGAAUGUGCUGAUUUUGAAAUAGGAGAUAUGAAUGAGUGAAUGAAUAAAAAUCUAAAUCUUUUUACCUUCAUUUAUUAUUAAAACUUAGUCAACAUACUCCAAAUUGCGUCAUUAAAAUUCUGCCAAUAAAUGUUAAGAGAUAUUAAUUAAAUAUUUGUAGGUUAUCAUCGUUUCAUAAUAUAGGUCCCUAAGUACAAAUGGCAACAGCGCGAGUCUAUAAAGUAUCCGCGCCGACAUCUGAACUCAGCCUAAUUCCAAGUUAUUUGAAUGAAACAUUUGUAAUCAAAUCAAUCGCAUCUCGGUAAAUUGUAUUAUUUUUUUUAAUAAAAUUGUAACUAACCUUGUGAUGCGUGUAUUCACACGUGGUGUAAAUAAAAUAUUUUUAAAA
Leptidea sinapis is the source of this 3991-nucleotide messenger RNA. RefSeq names its product N-terminal kinase-like protein (gene yata). Gene Ontology annotation, molecular function: ATP binding; protein kinase activity. Lineage: Eukaryota; Metazoa; Arthropoda; Insecta; Lepidoptera; Pieridae. The record is from RefSeq and is a predicted model, not a curated record. The transcript has 13 exons. The coding region runs from base 242 to 2668 and encodes 808 amino acids. Gene Ontology annotation, biological process: protein phosphorylation.